Molecule: messenger RNA, 9291 nt
Organism: Heterobilharzia americana
Lineage: Eukaryota; Metazoa; Platyhelminthes; Trematoda; Strigeidida; Schistosomatidae
Source: the annotation of a GenBank genome assembly
UUUAAACCUAUCACCAGUUACUAAAAAUUGUAGAAGGAUUUUUUGCUGGGAAGGAUCUAUGUAAUGAAGAGAAUUAUUUCCUAAAAUCCUAGUAACCUCCAUAGUCUUUCCUCACUAAUAGAAUACCCAAAACCAGGCAUAAUGUCUGCUCUAAAACUGGAGGAUCCUACUGUGGAUGUUGGCGACAUCGAAAGAUAUCGGAUGGCUUUCUUAAUGCAGUUUUUUGUACAACAUAAACGUAGAUUUCGGUUUCCACGCCUUCGGUUGCAAGAUCUAUAUCAAAAAGUAUUAAAAGAUCCAGAUCCUGUAGCAUUUUGUGAUCUUGCUGCUCGUAUACUUCGAUUUUUAAAUCAUGAUGAUCCAGAGAUUUGUAUGGCUAAUAUUGAUCAAGCACUUGAUCGAUUUGCUAUUGAUAAACGUACAUCAUAUAGAAUUAAUAUGCAACGUCAUCGUAAUGGGAAAUUAGUACAUCAGUUAGGACCAGCUGCAAGAGCUGCUUUAUUAGAUAAUCUAAUUGAAUCAGUUUAUGAUGAACAACCAGAUUUUAAUUUUACAACAUGUUUCAAUAGUUCCAUGUCGAAUGGAGUACGUGGUAAUAGUAAUGGACCUGGAUCUACAGGAUUCGAUCGAAUAGAUAAUUCAGAUUUAUUUGCCUCUGGAGAUAUUGGAUCCAGAGAUGGAAAUAAUGUGUUUACUGAAGCUGAAGAUGUAAAUGUACUCAUUAAAGCUGGUCAGGAUGCUCAAGGUUGUAGUUAUUACUAUAUGGAUGAUCUUCGCCUAUAUCGUGAACGUCCUCAGACUGGUAUUUCAUCUCAAUGGGAUAUAGCAGUUGGACCAACAGCUGAACAAUGGCUAGCAUUUAUUAUGUCAUUAAGUCGGAAUGAAGAAGAAUAUGAUUUAUAUUGUUUCUUAAAACAAGAUCUGUUUGACCUAGUCAAAGAAAGUCUUGAUGCCUUGGAAUUGCAUACACCAAACACAGAAUUAGAUUCAAAUUAUUUACGUACAAAAGAGAUGAAUGAAUUAGCUGAGUUGAAAAGACGUCAGUUGGGUAAUACUCAUAAAUCUAUCAGUUUAUCAUCAGUUGAUAAUGAUAAAUUACACUUGAACAAUAUUGUAAAUAUGAGUGUUAAUGGUCCAAAAAGUGCAUCACCUGCCUUUUCUGGUGGUCAUGGUAUCAGUGGAAUCGGUAGUUCUGGAAGUUCUGCUGCUCCACUAACUCCUAGUUCAGCAAGAACACCGACUUCUGCUCCACCGGCAUCAACUGUACAACAACAGCUUUCUUUACCUCCUUCAGAUUGUCAAGAAACGCUACAAACACCAAUGAAAACAGAAACUUCAAUAUCAAAUCAGUCUACAGUAUGGUCUCAAGAUGUAUUAUCUGUAAAGAUGCGAACACUUUCUGGUCAAUCACCUUGUGAUACAGACUUAGUUAACACCCCCAAGUCCGAAGGGAUUACCACAGAAUGCGGUACUUCAUCGUUUGGAUCGUUUGUCACUUCUAAUCAAGACACAGCAAUUAAUUCAACUCAUUCUAUAACAUCCACAUCUACAACAAUGCAUAGUUUAUCUUCGCCUGUAUCUGUUUCUACUGGAAGGUAUAAUCAUUUGCCCAAUGGUAGUGGUACUAUGUCGAACAGUAAUGAAUCAGUCAGAAAUUUAGAAACUGAACCGACAACAGUCGUUAUACAAUCUCAGAAUAGUAACAAUUCAAUGGUUAGUGAAUCUGCCAAAUUGUUGAAUACCACCACUACUACAUGUUGUAAUACUACUCCUAAUACUAAUACUAGUUUUACUGCUACACCUGCUAACAAUACUGAUAUUAAUAAUAAUUUUCCUAUCAGCACUGUUACCAAUCAACUUCCACCUUCAUCCCCAGCUAUAACUACUACACCUGGUGUUCCAAUAAAUGAAUCUAUAGUCCCAUGGAAUUCCAAUAUGGCAUCAUCUCCAUCGUUCCAGCGUGAUCGUAAGUUACCUCCAACCAGUGAUGCGCUAUCAAUGUCGACACAACCACCUUCUCAAGUACAAUCGAACCAAAAACGAACUAACAGUGCAGUGAUUGAUGAAGCUGUCACUUUACCCAACUAUCGAUCAUAUGCAUCAUCUCAACAAGUUCCACAGAAUCAAGUUUCUGCAAAUUUUGCUUCUAAGCAAAUGUGUGCUUUUGAUUCUCAUGUUGCAAAAGGUUCACCAAACGAAAGUAUGGAUCCAGCUAACACGAAACUGUCUAGUGCAUCACAAUUUCGGCAUCUGUGUAUGGGACAACAAGAUAUAAGUCCAUGUAGUGGGGCGGAAUAUCAGCUUCCUUUAGGUUCUAAUUCGAAACAAUGUAUUGGUCCUGCUACUGCCUUAGUAUCGCCUAUGGUCGGUAUUCCAGAUGGUGGUAUGCCUUUAACUCAAGAGCAAUGGGAAAAUCGUAAAAGUAAAAUUGCUCAAUUAGAAAAAAUUCAUUCUACAUUAAGUAAGAGUAAAAGUGCUUCUACUCCAGGUGCUAUGGCUGCAGCAACAGCUGGUGCUGUACUACAACAACGCUUAAUGCGUAAUUCAGUUUCAAUGCAGCAGCAACAGCAACAACAACAAUCAACGGCAUUAAAUAACCCAGCACUUCAACCACCAUCAGCUGGUAAUAAUACGUUACCAUAUCCUGAAUCUCUUGGAAUAUGUCAGAUGGAUACCGAAAACUAUAAUAUAACUCGUCAAGGUUGUGUAGUUGGAUCAUCUAUCAACAAUGAAUCAGCUCAACAAGAAUGGGAUCGGUUGUGUUCUGAUUAUCAACGGGGUAAGAAUGAUGCAUCUGUAAUGCGUUAUCCAGGAUCCAGACAAAUGGGAUUUUUCGAUACAACUGGUUAUUCAAUUCCUCAAGAGAACAGUCUUUCAUCUCAAUGUUCCGUCCCACCUAUGGCUGCUGGAACAAUGAUGUUGCCUUCUGGUCAAGUCAUGAUAAUGGACCAGCAAGCUUGUCAACCACCUGCUUACCAAAGUGGUCCUCCUGUUGUAAUGGUUCCACCAAAUAAUUCUAAUAUGUGUUCGUCGAAUCCAGGUUAUCCUCCAUCAAAUUCAUUGAACUGUCUAACUGAGGAACCAGGUCGAACAAUAGGACCGGUUGGUCAGGAACAUAUGUCUUCUGGAAUAGUUCCAUCCGCUGGACAAAAAAGAUCUUAUCAUGCUACUUCAGGUGGUGAAAGCUGGUUGUCCCCGAAUCCAAAUCGUCUAUCGAUGUCACCUGUUCCGAAUAUUGAAAAUUCAACGUUUGUCGGUCAUAUUCAACCCAAUUCAAUAUCAUCUGUUUGUCGAGCAAGCCAAAUGUUAAGUGUUGUUCCCUCUCCUGUCGGUUCUGUCCCUCCUACUUGCAUGCCAAUCACUAAUACUAACCAACAAUCAGUUGGUCGUGGUUCUGGUUCAACUAAGCCUGGUACAAAAAAACGUAAAGCUGCUGGAUCUGGUAGAUCUAGUGUUGUUACAAAUACUGGUUAUAAUUCAUCACUACCAGCAGUAAAUCAACAGCCAUCACCCACUAAUCAAAAUUCUCAUUGUCUUAAGCAGUCGACAACGACAACAACAACAACUAAUUCAAGUGGUACAACUCCGAAUAAAUUAUUGAAUCCUGCCUACAGUAGUGAUGAUUUACAAACCAAUCAUUUCCCUCGCUCUAUAGCUAAUCAUCCGCGUCCUACGCAUCAAGUACCACCUCCUGGUCGUCCACCAUUUCAACCUACCGAUCCUUGUAUGAUGCAUUAUUCUGAUAUGAUGUGCGGACCGAAUUCAGGACAGUUUCCACUUGAACAAUCUGGGAAUAUGGACAUGAUGAUGAUGGUCAAUCCUCGUCAUUCUGGAACUCCGAAAAGUGGUGAACCGUUUCUUAGUGGUCCUAUGAGUCCGAAUAUAUCCUGUUCUUCUGCUACUGCUCCUGGAAGUCGUGCAAGUUCAAAUUGUAGCAACAACUAUGGUCCAGGUAGUAAUUAUGGAAGUGGUGGUGGUAAUAUGAGUAAUAAGCCACCAAACCAUUCAUAUUUCGGAUCGUCCGAUAUGAUGGGACCGAAUUCAGAGUCUGUUGGAAUGAGAACAACACCAAAUACUCCAUGUACGCAGCAUUUGACUUCUGCUAGCCUAGCUAGUCUAGCACGAUUAUCUCAGAUGUCUGGACCUGAGGGACCAUAUGUUCCUUCAUCUUCAUCAUCCUUGUAUACUUCAACCAUUGGAAGCAGUCUCCCGACAAUGUCUGGUCAUGGUGCCCAUUUAAACCGAACCGGGUCUAUGACAUCUUUUCAUGCAGAUGGGAAUCCUGUGAUGCCACCUCAAGGGACACAUCAUGUUUUGUCCCAGGGUGUACGCAAUCAUAACUCUGUUGCAAGUCCUGGACAUUGUGGUACAAAGUCACAUUUGUGCAAUCCCAACCAAUCAUUGUCAUCUAACAUGACUUCUAAUAAUUUUAAUUUACCGCAUUCCUUAUCAUCGACUCAAACACUUCCAAUCCAUUCUAAGUUUAAUGCACAAGGCUAUCCUCAUACAAAUCCACAGCUUCAACCGACAUUACAACAGCAUUCACAAACACCAGCCGGUGGUUCAUCUCUCCCUUCUCCAAUCCCAAAUUUACCAGUUGUGUCUCAACAACCCCCUUCAAUUCAAGUGAACAACACGUUCUUCAAUGCCCAAUUAAAUGUGCAACAAAUGAAUUAUCAACAUGUAAGUGCUCCUGGUUCAACUGGUCAAAUGCAGAUACAUUUUGCUCAACAGCAACAGCCACCUCAUGAACAAGUACGAUCAGUUCGACAACCAGAAAGUACAAUACGAAUGACGAAUCCAACACCAAAUGAAUAUAAUCCAAUGUCUUCAAAUAACCCUUCACUUUUAUACAGUUCUGAUCCUGUCAAUCAUCGUCUUGAUUGUUCCUCUAAACCUGAAGUACCUUCAGUUCUCCCUUCUAGUUCAGUGAUUACUUCAUCAGUGUGUACACCUUUAGGGUCCUCUGUUGGUGGUUAUGGCAAUGCUAGCAUUCAGAUUACACCUAGAACACCACAUACAAUUCAGUAUCUUCCUACUGUUACUCCCCAAGUGUCUAAUCAAGGACCACCAGGGUUAUCACCUGGAUCUAAUCAAAUUCCUAGGUCUGGGUCAGUGCGUGGUUACCAGUAUAUUCCGCCUGACUCUGAUAAUAAUCCACAUCUGACUGACAAUUCUAUACGUGGUACUCCAUUCCAAUCCAAUCAGUCAUAUCCCAAUCAAAACAUUUCUGGGCAACCUGGACAAUUUUAUUCACCAAAUCAACACUAUCCAUCAUCUCAGUCAGUUGUACAACAAACUUAUGUGUCUAACUUUCAACCACAUAAUAAAAAUCCUCAACAGAGUGGCCAGUUUCCUAGUCGACCGAAUAAUUCAGCAUAUACAUGGAAUGAGGCUAAUUUUGAUUCACUUCCAUUAGGUCCAAGUGGUCCAUUGACAGUGUCUUCAGCUAAUGAUACCGGUCUGAAUAGUUUUACACUGUCAUCUAAUAAUCAAAAUCAAAUUUCUGAUACUCGUAUUGUCAGAGGUAUGCAUCAACAAGGCUUUCGUGAUGGUCAAAUGAUGAAUUAUUCUUCGUGUAAUAAUGAAAUGGCAUUGUCAUCUGUUGAUCCAUUGUCUACUGAUAACAUGUUGAAUCAUCAUCAAAUGUUUCCUAAUUCAUUCGAUGUACCAAUACAACAACGUGUCAAUAUAGGACAGCAACAACAAUCUCAAUAUAUUCGUCAGCCAACUGGUAAACCUCCAUCCUAUUCAUCAACUCAAUCACAAAAUCAAUCAAAUCAUAUUCAUCAUCAACAGAGUAGUUAUCAUCAGUAUUAUCAGAAUCAGCAGCAGCAGCAACAUCAUCAAAUGAUGAUGUCUUCAUCAAUGUGUGACUAUUCUGGUAAUAAUGACUGGAGUUCAACAAAUCAAGUUCAAUUUGUAAUGUCCAAUUCAGCGUCUAGUUCAGCUAUGUCAUCCUCUGCAAUGUACAAUAGUAACAGUAGUAAUAUUGUUGAUAAUAUGUCUGCUACAGGAGUUAUGCCACAUGGUAAUAAUAAUAAUAAUAAUAAUAAUAAUAAUAAUAAUAAUAAUAAUAAUAAUAAUAAUUGUAGUAGUGUCCCCAGUAGUACUAAUAAUUGUAAUGCUCCUAAUAAUAGUAAUAAUAAUAAUAUUCUACUUGGUGAAAAUAACAAUUUACGUUGUACAACAUCAAAUCCAGGCAUUGACAAUUCUACAAAUAUGGGACAUGCUACUACCACUACUACCACUACUGCUACUGGUAAACGGGUAUUUAUACCGAAUUCAAUGAAUGAAGAAGUGAAAAAUAAUAUGAAUUCAUUGGCACCAUUGAAUUCUCAUCCACCGCAUUCAUUUCCCCAUCAUCAUCAACAACAACAAAUGAUGAGUGCUGCUGCUGGUAAUCGGUCAAACUGGCAUCAGUCUGCUGGGAAUUCAAUGAAUUAUCCUGUAAUGCCUUCAUCUUCUUGUACAUCAUCUUCAUCACCUAGUCAUAAUAGUAAUACUACUCGAGAAAUGUAUUCUGGUCAAAUGCAUAAUACAAAAUUCCCUUUAAAUCCACCACAAGGUACUGGUCAUUCAACUGAUACUACCGCCUUGACAGCAAUUAGAAUGAUAGAAAACAAUAAUAGUGGCGGUGGAAAUCGUAACAUGAUGCUUAGACAAUCACAAGAUAAUUAUGAGACUCAAAUGUCUGCAUCAUCUGGUUUAUCAACACAAGUGUAUUCAUCAUCGAUUGUUUAGUUUACUACUGAAUGCAACUAUUGAGUAGUAGUGGGACGGGUUGGGGAUGAAGGAGAGGAACUAAGGAUAUGGACUAAAAGAAGUAAAUAAAGUCUCUUUCAUAGAUCUCUCAUUCCUUACUAUCUUUUACCUAAUGAAAAUGUUACAUAUUUGUUUGAUGCAGUAUACUAACUUCCUCUCUUACCGUCUAUCUCGAAUGAACUUUAUCUGACUAUCCUUCAAUCCAUGUUGUCAGUAAUUUCUUUAAGAAUAUCCGAUUGUGUAUAUAAUAAUGUAAUAAUAUUUAAUGAGAUGGAUGACAAUUACUACAAACUGAUAAUGCUAAAUUUCUAUAGUUGGUCUUUAUCCCAACAAUAGCCUCUUCUUCGUCUUCUUUGGAUAUAUUUCAUUCUCGAGGCUUUAUCUCCACUAUGAAGAAAUGAGAUUGGUGUUAAUCUUCUUGCUCUACUCCUGUUAACAUUGUUAUAUUUAUUUUGAUGAAUGACUAUGUUUAAUAAUCAUGCUUUAAGUGACCAGUUAGUGCAGGAAAUAGUUUGAUUUAAUUUGUGUACAUAUAUUACUCUGCGACUACUUCAAGUAUUAGUACUAACCUGAAAGGAUAAUAAGACUUGUGGUGGUGAUAGUGGUAGUUACUUGUCACUUGUGAGUGCUUAUUGUUAUCGCGUUGUAUGUAUGUGUAUGUGUGUGUGUGUGUGUGAGCGUCAACGAACGGACAUUUUUGUAUCCUCUUACUAUGCUUGUUUAUGUAUAUCUGUCUAUCUGCUAAGUAAGGGAAUUUCUCUUUAUUCGUCUUACGCAUAGAUCUAUAUGUCUGUGUUUGGGUGUGACAACAAGUAUCUAUGCUUUCACGUUGACUGAUCAGGCAUUACGCCUCCAUCGCACAGACUAUUUCCUACAUGGGCACAGGCAUCCGUGAAUCUGUACAUAUUCAUGUGUUCGUUAUAUAACACAUCUAUAAUAAUAAGCAUAAUUAUCUACUACAUACACAUAUAUAUAUUCACACUUAGACAUCCGUCCAUAUAUACGAUAUACACAUGAUUAACUUUUGAUUUCUUCCUUUCUUUUCUCUCUCUCUUUCUGUAUGAAGAAAAUGUGUAUUAGUCUUGUAUUAUUAUUAUUAAAAAUAAUUAGGAAUAUUGUUGUCUUCUGCAAAAAGUUUCAUUCUUUUUCAGUGUUCAUCAUACCUUUGUCUAUUUAGUGUAGAAUGAUUCGCCUGUCUCAUAUUAGAAGCAGCACACUUUUUAGUCAAGCAACUGCAUAGUUGUACAUUUAUAUUCUCCAUCUUCUUCUUCUUAAGCAUUGAUUUCGUUUGUUUUUUCUUGUAUCUACCUAUCUAUCUGUCUAUCGAUCAUUAUUAAUAUUACUACUACUGUUACUGCUGUUGGGGGGGGGGGGGAUCCUUCUUGUUUGUGGACUUAUGUAGAGAUCGACACGUAAACGAUCCACGGUUGUUAUUUAGUUGGUAACUAAUCUGAUCGAUUGAUGGGUGGACUGAAUAACUGAUGUGUUUCUUUUUUAUAAGUUGAUAAUCUGUCAUGCAAAACUUGUUUCCCCCUCCUGUUUUUUCUCUUUGUCUAACACACAUCUGCACGUAAAGACACACAUGCGAACUGAUACAUAGUGGUACAUCUUCCACGCGUGUGCUCUUUCUCUCUCGUUUUUUCCGGUUUACAGUACACAGUUUCAUUUUCUACUAGUCUCUUUGUCAUUUCCAACUUGUCCUACACUUUGGCCAGUGACUUAUUAUUGCAGGUUCGGUUUAUUUGUUGAUUGGUUUUGAAUUUUUUCCUUCUUUCAUUUUGUUGUAUUCUACUUUAUUCUCAUGAUACCUAGGCUUCUUCUCUUAUAUCUAUGAUACAUAUAUACUAUACAUGUGUAAAUAGUAUCACAGUCAAAUGUGCUACAUGGGGACAUAUGUAGACCAUUUUCUCUCGUUCGUUCAUUCAUUCAUGCAUUCGUAUUCAUGAUCAUUUCAUAGUGUCUCAAACUUCCAUUGCUGAUACUCUUCUUCUUCUUUUAUCACCUAUCAUGAUUGAUGAAGUUGCCUAUUGGACAUGGACACAAGUAAUAUGAAUAAGUAGAAAAAUUAUACAGCUGGUCGUAAUCAUCUAUUGUUUAAUACAUCAUUUUCUUAUUCCCUCUUCUUUCUCCCCCUUUCCACAAAAGAGUUACAAAGAUGAAGAAGCGCGCGAUAAACAUUAAUUCCCACGCAAUGGAUCUCUCUCUCUUUAUUCCUCUUAUUUUUUGUUUUUUCUAUCGUAUCAUUUACUAUUAUACUUGCCUACUUUUACAUAUACCUAUUGCACAUACACCCAAACACACACGCGUACUUUAUAAAAUCAGUCUAUUUUUUUCCCUUUCUCAUCAAACUUGACGAGAGACUAUUAUUAUUAUUACUAUUACUAUUACUAUUAUUAUUAUUAUUAUUAUUAUUAUUAUUAUUAUUAUUAUUAUAUCAUACUUGUACUAUACGGAAAUUACGAUAUCAUGAUUUGUUGUUUAAUUUUAACUUGCCUCUGAAAAUAAUGAAAAAUGUUUUUCGUUUAA